Arabidopsis arenosa is the source of this 3196-nucleotide messenger RNA. Lineage: Eukaryota; Viridiplantae; Streptophyta; Magnoliopsida; Brassicales; Brassicaceae. The record is from the annotation of a GenBank genome assembly.
ACGGUAGCGUUUUGUGUCGCUGAUCAGAUUUCAUAAACCGUGACCAAUUUCUCCUGCUCGCCGAUCAGAUCUCCGACGAAGUUUUUAUUAAGAGGGGGAAGAAGAUGGAUCAAGGAAGGCAAGUGUUUUCAGUUGAUCUUCUCGAGAGAAAUGCCACAAAGAAUCGUGGCAUGAUUACAUGUAUGGCUGCUGGGAAUGAUGUAAUUGUUCUUGGAACAAGUAAAGGAUGGAUUAUCCGCCAUGAUUUCGGACUUGCGGGUUCUUCUGAAAUUGAUCUCGCUGUUGGUCGGACUGGGGAGCAAUCGAUUCACAAGGUUUUUGUUGAUCCUGGUGGUAGUCAUUGCAUUGCUACAGUGACUGGUGUUGGAGGAGCUGAAACUUUUUAUACUCAUGCAAAGUGGCUUAAGCCGCGUGUGUUGAGCCGUUUGAAAGGUUUGGUGGUUAACGCUGUGGCUUGGAAUAGACAACAGAUAACAGAAGUUUCUACUAAGGAGAUCAUUGUGGGCACUCAGGAUGGGCAGCUGUUUGAGAUGGCCGUGGAUGAGAAGGACAAGAGAGAGAAGUACAUCAAGUUUUUGUUUGAACUAGAAGAACUUCCCGAAGCCUUCAAGGCUUUGCAGAUGGAAACGGCCAACAUAAGCAGUGGGAUGAGGUACUAUGUGAUGGCUGUAACACCUACUCGACUCUACUCGUUUACAGGGAUUGGAACAUUAGAAUCUGUUUUUGCUAGUUAUAAAGAACGUGCAGUCCAUUUUAUGGAACUUCCUGGUGAAAUACCAAACAGUGAGCUACAUUUCUAUAUAAAGCAACGAAGAGCGGUGCAUUUUGCAUGGCUUUCAGGAACAGGAAUUUAUCAUGGUGGCCUAAAUUUUGGAGCUCAGCACAGUUAUCCAAAUGGUGAUGAGAACUUUGUGGAGAACAAAGCACUCUUGGACUACUCAAAACUGAGUGAUGGCACUGAAGCAGUCAAGCCUGGUUCGAUGGCACUCUCUGAAUAUCAUUUCUUGCUUCUUAUUGGGAAUAAGGUUAAGGUUGUGAAUCGCAUAAGUGAACAAAUCAUUGAAGAGCUCCAGUUUGAUAUAACGUCAGAUUCAGUUGUGAGGGGCAUAAUUGGACUUUGCAGUGAUGCCUCUGCUGGCGUUUUCUAUGCAUAUGAUCAAAAUUCGAUAUUCCAGGUUUCUGUGAUUGACGAAGGCCGAGAUAUGUGGAAGGUUUACCUGGACUUGAAAGUCUAUGCUGCAGCUUUAGCAAACUGUCGUGACCCUCUCCAGAGAGACCAAGUUUAUUUAGUUCAGGCAGAAGCUGCAUUCACCGAGAAGGAAUAUCUGCGAGCAGCAUCAUUCUACGCGAAAGUCAAUUAUGUAAUAUCUUUUGAGGAGGUCACUUUGAAGUUUAUUAGUAUAAACGAACCAGAAGCUUUAAGAACAUUCUUGUUGCAUAAGCUUGAUAAUCUUUCAAAGGAGGAUAAAUGCCAAAUUACGAUGAUAUCAACAUGGGCAACUGAGCUGUAUCUGGACAAGAUAAAUCGGCUGCUUUUGGAAGAUGACACUGCUAUAGAAAAUCGCGACUCGGAGUAUCACUCAGUCAUUCAAGAAUUCCGUGCUUUCAUGAGCGAUUGCAAGGAUGUAUUGGAUGAGGCAACCACAAUGAAACUUCUGGAAAGUUAUGGUCGGGUUGAGGAAUUGGUAUAUUUUGCAAACUUGAAGGAGCAGUAUGAAAUUGUAGUUCACCAUUAUAUUCAGCAAGGUGAAGCAAAGAAAGCAUUGGAAGUGCUCCAAAAAUCUUCAGUUUCAGUUGAACUUCAGUAUAAAUUUGCUCCAGAACUUAUUAUGCUUGAUGCAUAUGAAACCGUGGAAGCAUGGAUGGCCAACAAAAAUCUUAAUCCAAGGAGAUUAAUUACUGCAAUGAUGCGUUACUCUAGUGAACCUCAUGCAAAGAACGAGACACAUGAAGUCAUCAAAUAUCUUGAGUUUUGCGUCCACCGUCUGCAUAACGAGGAUCCAGGGAUUCACAAUCUGCUUCUCUCAUUAUAUGCCAAGCAGGAAGAUGACAGUGCCCUCCUCCGUUUUCUGCAAUGCAAAUUUGGGAAAGGACGGGAGAACGGUCCCGAAUUUUUCUACGAUCCCAAAUAUGCGUUGCGCCUAUGUCUCAAGGAAAAGAGAACCCGUGCCUGUGUCCAUAUAUACAGCAUGAUGUCUAUGCAUGAAGAGGCAGUAGCCCUUGCUCUUCAGAUUGAUCCAGAACUUGCUAUGGCUGAGGCUGAUAAGGUUGAAGAUGAUGAAGACUUGAGAAAGAAGCUGUGGCUGAUGGUUGCAAAGCAUGUUGUCAAGCAGGAAAAGGGAGCUAAAAGGGAAAACAUAAGGAAAGCUAUUGCCUUUCUCAAGGAAACUGAUGGCCUUCUAAAGAUUGAAGAUAUUUUGCCUUUCUUUCCGGACUUUGCCUUAAUUGAUGACUUCAAGGAAGCGAUUUGCUCAUCUCUCGAGGAUUACAACAAGCAAAUAGAACAAUUGAAAGAGGAGAUGAAUGAUGCCACACGUGGUGCAGAUAACAUUAGAAAUGAUAUUAGUGCGCUAACUCAAAGAUAUGCUGUAAUUGACCGCGACGAGGAAUGCGGGGUUUGUAAACGUAAAAUCUUGAUGAUGACCGGGGAUUUCAGAAUGGCCCAGGGACAUUCUUCAGCGGGACCAUUGGCUCCUUUUUAUGUCUUUCCUUGUGGGCACUCUUUCCAUGCACAGUGCCUGAUCACACACGUCACAAGCUGUGCACAUGAAGAACAAGCCGAGCACAUACUCGAUCUGCAGAAGCAGCUCACAUUGCUUGGUAGCGAAACCCGGAGGGAUAUAAAUGGUAAUCGAUCUGAUGAACCCAUAACUAGCACAACUACUGCAGACAAGCUUCGAUCAGAGCUAGAUGAUGCUAUUGCCAGCGAAUGCCCGUUCUGUGGAGAAUUAAUGAUCAAUGAGAUCACUCUACCUUUUAUUAAACAAGAGGAUUCACAGCAUUCUACUUCAUGGGACCUCCGACCAGCACAGACCAACUUAGCAAACCAGAGGACCAUUUCUUUGCCUGUUUGAUUCAUGUCACACUGUGAUUUCCUUUUUGUGUGAUCUCUUCUUCAGCUUAGCUUUGGAGUGUGAAUGGGAUUUUGAGUGCUGUAGUAUUGAUGUAAUAUUAUUAUUAAACAUGCUUCUGGAGA